This is a messenger RNA of Ichthyophthirius multifiliis, 783 nucleotides long. RefSeq lists its product as hypothetical. The transcript is spliced from 4 exons. Lineage: Eukaryota; Ciliophora; Oligohymenophorea; Hymenostomatida. The record is from RefSeq and is a predicted model, not a curated record. Gene Ontology annotation, molecular function: dynein heavy chain binding. Gene Ontology annotation, cellular component: axoneme.
AUGAGCAUUUCAGAAGAAACACAAUUUUAAUAUAAUUAAAGUUAAUAAUAAUCUAAAUAUUCGCCAAACAUUUAAGAUACUUUAUUGAGAUAUAAUCCAGUAGAAAUAGUAGAAUCACCUCCAGAUAAAGAAAAUUAUUUACAAGAUCCUUUAGAUAUUAAAAAAAGGCCAUAAUUGCCUACACUUGAUUAAAAGCCAACAAUCGAAGAUAUAUUAAAUAGCAUUUUUCCACCAAGAAAAUGGGAAUAAGAUGGUAAAUAUUAAAGAUAAACAAUAUCAUGUCAAGAAGCAUCAAGAUUAGAUUUACAAGAAUUAGAAGAAACAGUAAAUUAUAAAUUAAAAGUUAGAUAAGCUAGAAAAAAUGGAAUAUGCCCUGUAAGAGAAGAUUUACAUAAUUAAUUAUUUGAUGAAAUUAUAAGAUAAAACACAAUAAAUUGUCCUGAAAGAGGUUUAUUACUUUUAAGAGUAAGAGAUAAUCUUAGAAUGACAUUUGCGGCUUAUUAAACUCUUUAUUAAGGGUCAGUUGUUUUUGGAGUUAGAAAAGCACUUUAGGCUGAAAAAGAUAAACCAGAAUUAUAAGCAAGAAUUGAAGAAUUAGAUAAAAAGAAAAUAUUUUUACAAAAUAGAUAAAUUAUAUUAGAAAAUGAACUAAGCUCUAUUGAAGAAAGCUUUAAAGAAAUAAAAGCUAUUGAAGAGGAAAGAAGGUAAAAUGAAACUAAUUACCUUAAGAACUAAACAAAAAGUUUAGAAUAAUUUUUAAAAAGUGUAUAAAAUAGUAUUUGA